Messenger RNA from Ailuropoda melanoleuca (giant panda), 909 nucleotides. RefSeq lists its product as uncharacterized. The record is from RefSeq and is a predicted model, not a curated record. The coding region runs from base 1 to 894 and encodes 297 amino acids. NCBI's taxonomy places the organism in Eukaryota, Metazoa, Chordata, Mammalia, Carnivora, Ursidae. The transcript is spliced from 4 exons.
AUGGCAGCGCCAGGAGCGCGGGGCCCGCGCGGCGCCGGCUCCUCGCCCCCAGAAAGCCGCGGUAGCUGCUUGCAGCGUCCUCCCCCGGGACCAGGACGCUGCUCCGCGCCUCAUACCGUCUCCCCAGCCGCCCGCGCCAUCCCUCUAGAUGGAAAAACUCAUGUCUGGAGCUUCGAUGGGGAGCAGGAGGAAGCGGGCGGGAAUCGGCCCAACGGAAAGCGCCUCGAGGCCGCGGAGGGGGGGAGCGGUCGAGCGGGAAGACGAGUGGUCAGUCCGCGAAGGCUGCGAGAAGGAGGCCGCGCCACCGAGGGUUCGCAGGGACUCGCUCGCUCGCUGGCACUGCCGCGCCGAAGCAGCAGGCGGAGAAACUGCGCCGAGCAGCUCCGAGCGACCUACCUCCACGCGCGUCCCGGAGACACUGCCGCCGCCGCCGCCGCCCGCUCGCGCCGCACCCCCUCGCACGUCACCACGUGCGCCGCCGCCGCGGCCGCCAGUGCCUCCCGGCAGCUUCCGGGCCGAAUCCGUUGGCGAAUCACAAGCGAGCACGAGAAAGCUCCAGUUCGCGGCCCCGCCCGCCACUCGCCCGGCCUCUCCUUCGCCCUCUUGGGUUCCUUCCUGCUCGGCUCAACUAGGUCAAGACCAUACCCAUGGGCUCCUGAGAACGGCAACGAGGUGCUGAUCCUACAGAUCGGAGGAAAUAGAGGGACCCCUUCCACCUGCCACGGGAAGUCUCCAAGGCAUGGGAGUAGAAUGUAUGUCAAUGUAUGGCGCCUAGCUGGGGAGUGGUCACAUAGAAGGGUGAGAAAAAUGCCCAUUGCAGCCUCAGUGUCUGUGCUCAUGGGUGGGAGAGAAAUAGCCAUUAAUGAUGUGGAAGAAAACAAAUACCUUGACUAAAUUGCAUAUCAUUUC